This is a messenger RNA of Carlito syrichta (Philippine tarsier), 2751 nucleotides long. RefSeq names its product mutS homolog 5 (gene MSH5). Gene Ontology annotation, cellular component: nucleus. The transcript has 25 exons. The record is from RefSeq and is a predicted model, not a curated record. Gene Ontology annotation, biological process: mismatch repair; chiasma assembly. Gene Ontology annotation, molecular function: ATP-dependent DNA damage sensor activity; ATP binding; mismatched DNA binding. NCBI's taxonomy places the organism in Eukaryota, Metazoa, Chordata, Mammalia, Primates, Tarsiidae. Bases 107 to 2611 code for a protein of 834 amino acids.
GUGCGCGCGCACCCCGCCCUCGCGCUGGCGCGCCCCUUAGGCAGGCUCGCGGCGGCUGGUCAGUGGGGCGGUCUCGGGCACGUCGCGACCCGGAUCCUCCAAGUUCAUGGCCUCCUUAGGAGCGACCUCCGGCAGGACGCCGCAGCGACAGGGGCCUGGAGCAUUCACGGCCAGCUUCCCCAGCCCAGCCCCAGGGCCAGACCCCGGGGAGGCUGAGGAGGAGGAAGAUGAAGAGGAGGAGGAGCUGGCCCAGAUCCAUCUGUGUGUGCUGUGGAAUUCAGGAUACUUGGGCAUUGCCUACUAUGACACUAGUGACUCCACUGUCCACUUCAUGCCAGAUGCCCCAGACCAUGAGAGCCUCAAGCUUCUCCAGAGAGUUCUGGAUGAAAUCAAUCCCCAGUCCAUUGUUACAAGUGCCAAACAGGAUGAGAAUAUGACUCUAUUUCUGGGGAAGCUUGCCUCCCAGGAGCCCAGGGAGCCUAAGAGACCUGAAAUCAUAUUUUUGCCAAGUGUGGAUUUUGGUCUGGAGAUAAGCAAACAGCGCCUCCUUUCUGGAAACUACUCCUUCCUCCCAGAGUCCAUGACCGCCACUGAGAAAAUUCUCUUCCUCUCCUCCAUUAUUCCUUUUGACUGCCUCCUCACAGUUCGAGCACUUGGAGGGCUGCUCAAGUUCCUGGGUCGAAGAAGAAUCGGGGUUGAACUGGAAGACCACAGUGUCAGUGUCCCCAUCCUGGGGUUUAAGAAAUUUGUGUUGACCCAUCUGGUGAGCAUAGAUCAAGACACUUACAGUGUUCUACAGAUUUUUAAGAGUGAGUCUCACCCCUCGGUCUACAAAGUGGCCAGUGGAUUGAAGGAGGGACUCAGCCUCUUUGGAAUCCUCAACAGAUGCCGUUGUAAGUGGGGAGAGAAACUGCUCAGGCUGUGGUUCACACGUCCAACUCAUGACCUGGGGGAACUCAAUUCCCGUCUGGACGUUAUUCAGUUUUUUCUGCUGCCCCAGAAUCUGGACAUGGCUCAGAUGCUGCAUCGACUUCUGGGUCACAUCAAGAACGUGCCUCUGAUUCUGAAGCGCAUGAAGUUGUCCCAUACCAAGGUCAGCGACUGGCAGGUUCUCUACAAGACUGUGUACAGUGCCCUGGGCCUGAGAGAUGCCUGUCGCUCCCUGCCCCAGUCCAUCCAGCUCUUUCGAGACAUUGCCCAAGAGUUCUCUGAUGACCUGCACCACAUUGCCAGCCUCAUUGGGAAAGUGGUGGACUUUGAGGGCAGUCUUGCUGAAAAUCGCUUCACAGUUCUUCCCAACAUAGAUCCUGAAAUUGAUGAGAAAAAGCGAAGGCUGAUGGGACUUCCCAAUUUCCUCACUGAGGUUGCCCGGAAGGAACUGGAGAAUCUAGACUCUCGUAUUCCUUCAUGCAGUGUCAUCUACAUCCCUCUGAUCGGCUUCCUUCUUUCUAUUCCCCGCCUACCUUUCAUGGUAGAGGCCAGUGACUUUGAGAUUGAAGGACUGGACUUCAUGUUUCUCUCGGAGGAGAAGUUGCACUAUCGUAGUGCUCAAACCAAGGAACUGGAUGCAUUACUGGGAGACCUGCAUUGCGAGAUCCGGGACCAGGAGACUCUGCUGAUGUUCCAGCUGCAGUGCCAGGUGCUGGCGCGGGCAGCUGUCUUGACCCGAGUAUUGGACCUUGCCUCCCGUCUGGAUGUCCUGCUGGCUCUUGCUAGUGCUGCCCGGGACUAUGGCUACUCGAGGCCUCGUUACUCCUCCCAGCUUCUUGGGGUACGAAUCCAGAAUGGCAGACAUCCUCUGAUGGAACUCUGUGCUCGAACUUUCGUGCCCAACUCUGCAGAAUGCAGUGGGGACAAAGGGAGGGUCAAAGUCAUCACCGGACCCAACUCCUCAGGCAAGAGUAUAUACCUCAAACAGGUAGGCUUGAUCACAUUCAUGGCCCUGGUAGGCAGCUUUGUGCCAGCAGAAGAAGCCGAAAUUGGAGCAGUAGAUGCCAUCUUCACCCGAAUUCAUAGCUGCGAAUCCAUCUCCCUUGGCCUCUCCACCUUCAUGAUUGACCUCAACCAGGUGGCAAAAGCAGUGAACAAUGCCACUGCACAGUCUCUGGUCCUCAUUGAUGAAUUCGGAAAGGGAACCAACACGGCAGAUGGACUUGCACUUCUGGCGGCUGUGCUCCGAUAUUGGCUGGAGCUUGGACCAAUGUGCCCCCACAUCUUUGUGGCCACCAACUUUCUGAGUCUUGUUCAGCUGCAGCUGCUGCCACAAGGACCCCUGGUGCACUAUUUGACUAUGGAGACCUGUGAGGAUGGGAACGAUCUUGUCUUCUUCUAUCAGGUUUGCGAAGGUGUUGCCAAGGCCAGCCAUGCCUCCCACACAGCUGCUCAGGCUGGGCUUCCUGACACACUCAUUGCUCGUGGCAAGGAGGUCUCAGACUUGAUCCGCAGUGGAAAACCUAUCAGGCCUGUCAAGGAGUUGCUGAAGGAAAACCAAAUGGAAAAUUGCCAGGCAUUAGUGGAUAAGUUUCUGAAACUGGACUUGGAAGAUCCUCACCUGGACUUGAACAUUUUCAUGAGUCAGGAAGUACUGCCUGCUGCCACCACCGUCCUCUGAAGAGUCCUUCCUCUACCCUCCCCAACUUCCCAAGACCCUGGUGGGCUGCCAUUCCCUCUGUUUCCUUAUCUCCUUCAGAUCCAAAGUUCUCAGUUUCCCCAGAAAUUCUGUUUCAUACUGGAAAUAAAGUUUAUUUUGAA